Molecule: messenger RNA, 2016 nt
Organism: Orbilia oligospora ATCC 24927
Lineage: Eukaryota; Fungi; Ascomycota; Orbiliomycetes; Orbiliales; Orbiliaceae
Exons: 2
Coding region: 1-2016 (671 amino acids)
Biological process (GO): isoprenoid biosynthetic process; ergosterol biosynthetic process
Cellular component (GO): cytoplasm
Molecular function (GO): mevalonate kinase activity; ATP binding
Source: RefSeq, a predicted model, not a curated record
AUGACCCAGGAGGAUUCCUCAAUGCCCGUGUCCCACGAAGAUUUAAAGAUGGCUGUCGACAGAGACUUCCUCGAGGUCUCGUCCUCGCCUUCCAGAAAACGCGCCGAAAGCGAAGUCUCUAGGUACUACGAUGCGCAGGAGCCGGCCAACGGCCCCGAUUCCGACCUGUUAGAUGGUGCCCAGUCUCUUUCACUAUCUCAAAUCCCGGAUACCGAAUUUUUACCCGUCAAUGGACCCCAGACAGCUGGCGAGAGCUCGAGUUAUAGGCCGGGUGCUAGCGUUGGAACUGCAGCUGCGCCGCCAACGCUGCCGUCCCUUCAGCGUCGCGAUAGUGGCAGAGGGAGAGCUAUGGCAAAAGAGCUUCCUAGGAAAUCCUCUUUGUCUAUGCCAACUGCCCCCCUGACAUUCCAACAUCACCAUCGCAAGGGCUCAUCUGGUUCGAUAUCUCGAAUUUAUACCGCCGGAGUUGGUGGUGGUGCUCCUUCCCACGUUCGUCAACCGCUUAGCCAGGGAUUUCUUCGAGGAUCGGCGCCUCCGGAAUCUACUUCUGUCGCAUCGGAAACUCUACAAAACUCUAUUCCUCCCUUCACUUCCAACGAAUCCGCUAGACCCGGGCUGAACGGUCGAACUCGAAGCUUGUCGCGGACAAGAAGUUUAUCUUACAUGAAGAGAAUGGAGCCCGAACUACCCGACUUUAUGGUCUCUGCACCUGCAAAGGUGAUCAUGUACGGCGAGCACGCUGUCGUACAUGGCAAGGCCGCCAUAGCUGCUGCUCUCUCCCUUCGUUCAUAUCUCCAUGUUCACCACCUCCCUCGCGAUAAUCGUACAGUAACCCUUCAUCUCUCUGACAUCGACUUAAAUCACACCUGGGACAUCGAAUCCCUACCCUGGGACUUCUUCAAUUCUCCUGCUAAAAAGCGAAUCCACUUCGACACCGUCACAUCCCUCGAUCCCGAACUCCUCGAAGCUCUCCAACCUUCCCUGGCUCCCAUUGUGAAUAAGUACCACUCUGCUGCCACGGCUUUCCUCUAUGUCUACCUCUGCCUCGGUUCAAAGCAUUCGCCGGCUUCCGUAUUCACACUCCGAAGCACGAUCCCUAUUGGCGCAGGUCUCGGUUCAUCAGCCAGUAUUACUGUCUGCCUUUCCGCGGCUCUCCACCUCCAAUCAGGAAUGCUCGUUCGACCUUCCGCCAAGCUUUUUGAGGAAGAAUGUGUCCGCCAGUUAAAACGUAUCAACGACUGGGCUUUUGUUGGAGAAAUGUGUAUUCACGGAAACCCAUCUGGUGUCGACAAUACCGUCGCUACAGGUGGUAAAGCCGUAUUAUUCCGCCGAGGUGACUACUCGAAACCACCAGAGGUGAAGCGACUAGAGUAUUUCCCCGAGUUGCCACUCAUGUUGGUUAAUACUAACCAACCCCGUCGGACUGCUGAAUUGGUUGCUGCGGUACAUGGGUUGAGGAAUUCGCAUCCGACAACAUGUGGGUUGAUGCUUGACGCUAUUGAUAACGUGACAGCUGAAGCUAUGAUGUUGCUUGAUAACAAGCAUUUCAGGCCGGAUGAUAGUCACCUUACUAGGCUGGGCGAGUUGGUUAGGAUUAACCAUGGUUUGUUGGUUAGUCUGGGUGUUAGCCAUCCGAAGUUGGAGAGAGUUAGACAAAUUGUUGACGGCAGCGGGAUUGGUUGGACGAAGCUGACAGGUGCAGGUGGCGGUGGAUGUGCGUUUUCGAUAUUGAAACCGGUUCAGGCGGAAAGCGACGAAGUCAAGAAAUUGAAGGUUGAAGAAACAUUGAAGGAAGAAGGAAUGGUUACCUAUGAAGCUACACUUGGUGGUGAUGGUGUCGGUGUGCUAUGGCCGGCUAUGCUCGGUAAACCGGAGGAAAGGUCUUCGAUUACCAAAGAAAUGUUCUUGGCCGCAGAGGGAAAUGAUGGUGUCGAAGCCUUGGUCGGGGUCAAGGCCCUCGGGACUGGUAGACUAGCAUGGGGAUUCUGGAGGGAGUGGCUGCCUGAAGAGGCUUAA